UAAGGUGUUCGAGAUUUAAGUAACCACAGUUAACCAGUGACCACUCAACAGUCGUGGUGGUCGGGUAUUUUUUUCUCCUUUUUUAUUUUGUUUUUGAAUGCGGGAAGUGCGUUACGGUUGGCUUUCAAUAGAAAACCAGAAAUCCUCCAAAAAAUAGAAAAUAGUGUUAAUUUAAAAAAUUUAAAACAAAUUGAAUAAAAAAAAAACAAAAUAAAAAUAAAAACUCAGUAAAAGGUGUGAAAGUUAAGCUCAAUAUCACGAAAACAGCCCCGCUCAACACACUUCCCACCACCGUCAAUACCAUGGAAAAUCGCCUAUGGCUAACAUUGGGCAUUUCGCUCAUGGCCAUGCUGGCUUUGACAAAUGCCUACACCCAUUAUCGCCUGCCGACAGCCAUUAAACCGGAUCGUUAUAAACUCAAAGUUAUAACACAUUUGGAAAAUCCGGCCAACCUAACCUUCAAUGGACAAGUUUCGAUACGUUUCAAUGUCCUGGAGGAGACAAACAACAUUACGUUGCAUGCUCAAAACUUAACCAUCGAUGAGAAUCGCAUUCAACUUAAGAGUUAUGGCGAUAAGAAGUACCGUCUGUGCAAGGAGUCCGUUCAAACCGUUGCCGAACAGGACUAUUAUAUUAUACGUCUGUGUCAGCCUCUCGAAAAGGGUCAAAUGUAUAAAUUGAAGUUGUAUUUCUCGGGAAUACUGAGUGAAAAACUGCAUGGCUACUAUCGCAGCUCGUAUGUGGCCAAGGAGACCAAUGAGACCAGAUGGCUUUCGGUGACUCAAUUUGAACCGGCCUCGGCCCGUGCAGCCUUCCCCUGUUUCGAUGAACCCAAUUAUAAGGCGAAAUUCAUUAUAUGGAUGGGACAUCACAAGUCCUUAACGGCUUUGAGCAAUAUGCCCUUGGAGAAGCAGAUGCCGGUAAAUGGCCUCACCGAUUUCAUUUGGAGUGUCUUUGAGGAAUCCGUACCCAUGUCCACUUACCUUGUGGCCUACACUGUCAAUGAUUUCAAAUACAAGGAAUCCAAGGUGGAGGGUUCCGAUGUUGUCUUCCGUACCUGGGCCCGUGGUGAUUACAUCAAUCAAUGUGACUAUGCGGCGGAAGUUGGUCCAAAUGUCUUGCAAUAUUACGAAGAAGUUUUCGGUAUUCCCUUUCCAUUGAAGAAGGUCGAUGAGAUUGCUAUACCUGAUUUCAGUGCUGGCGCCAUGGAAAAUUGGGGUUUGGUAACAUAUCGGGAGACGGCCUUGCUGUUUGCACCCAAUGUUUCGUCCGAAUCGAAUAAACAACGUAUUGCCGAGGUGAUUGCCCACGAAUUGGCUCAUCAAUGGUUUGGCAACCUGGUGACCAUGAAAUGGUGGACAGAUUUGUGGUUGAAUGAAGGUUUUGCCACCUACAUUGCCAGUUUGGGUCUGAAGAAUUUAAAUCCCGAAUGGGAUUCAUAUAAUGCGGAUUCCUUGGAUAAUUCCCUCUCCAUAUUCCGUCGUGAUGCCCAGCUGUCGUCCCAUCCAAUCUCCCAACCAAUUUUGAAUACCAGCCAAAUUGGAGAGCGAUUCGAUUCGAUUUCCUACAAAAAGGGAUCGGCUGUUUUGAGAAUGUUGCACAUGUUGCUGGGCCAGGAUGGUUUCUUUGAGGGUGUGCGCGAUUAUUUGAUGAAACAUAAAUAUGGAAAUGCCGAACAGGAUGACCUUUGGGCUGCCUUUACCGAAAAGGCCCACAAAUUCAAUCGCAUUGAACCGAAAUAUGAUAUGAAAGUGAUUAUGGACUCCUGGACCCUACAGACCGGUUAUCCAUUGGUGAGGGUUAAUCGUAACUAUGAGACGGGGGCAAUUGAAAUCAGCCAGCACAGAUAUUUGGAAAAUAACACCAUUUCCGAUGAGGAGGCCAAGAAGUGUUGGUGGGUUCCACUCAGCUAUACCACACCUAAUGAAUUGGAUUUCGAGAAUACCUCGCCCAAGGUAUGGAUGGAAUGUGAUGAAUCGGGCAAGAGUGUGCCCUUGAAAUUGGAAAAUGUUGUCGGUCCCCAGGAUUGGAUUAUUUUCAACAUCCAAUUGUCCGGAGUGUAUCGUGUCAUGUACGACAUGGAUAAUUGGCGUCUAUUGAAUGCCACCCUGAACAGUGAUAAAUUCAGUAGCAUCAAUGUCAUGAAUCGGGCCCAUUUGAUCGAUGACGUCAUCUCCUUUGCCUGGAGUGGUUAUCAUGAUUAUGACAUAACCUUUGAUGUUUUGGAAUAUUUGACCAAGGAACGCGAGUAUUUGCCAUGGAAAGCGGCGUUGGAUGGUUUGAGUAGUGUCAUAAGAUUGUUGAGGCCAUUCACGGAACAACAUGACUAUUUUAAGACUUAUUUGCGAUACAUCAUCGAACCCAUCUACUAUCAUGUUGAGGGUCUGAAUAAUUCCCUCGAAGCCACCAAAACCCAUUCGGGCAUCUUACUCAAAUCCCUGGUCACCGGUUGGGCAUGCCGCAUUGAAUUGGAGGAUUGUGUGCAGACAGCUGUGAACUACUUCCAACAAUGGAAACAAACCAAAAAUCCCGAUGAAGAAAAUCAAAUACCAGCCGAUUUGAGACCCACCGUUUAUUGUACGGCCAUACGUCAUGGGGACAAGGACGAUUGGCAAUUCUUGUGGCAACGUUAUCGGGCCUCAAAUGUGGCCACCGAAAAGAGAACCAUCAUUGUCUCGCUGGGAUGUUCACGCAAUGAGAAGGUCCUUCGCGAUUAUAUCGAUUUGACAUUCGAUAAGGCCGAGUAUAUUCGUACCCAGGAUGUGACAUUUGCCUUUAGUUCCAUAGCCCGCAGUGAAGUGGGUGCCCCCAUUGCCCGGGACUAUUUUGCCCAGAAUCUUGCCGCUCUACAUGAUUUCUUUGGUCCUCAAUCCACCGAUCUUGGCCGUCUGUUAUCCUCGCUUUCGAGUCAAAUCAUUUCCACCGAAGACUUCGAGAAAAUCACCCAACUCAUUGACUCGAACAAGGAGUACUUCAAGAAGGCCGAGAAGAGUGUCCAAUCUGCCUAUGAGACCAUCAACUUUAACAUUCAAUGGAUUGGUCGCAACGUUCAGGAUAUGAAAUCGCGUCUGGCAGAUCGUCUAUCGCUCAUGGGUCUGCUCAAGACCCAUGUCGAUGCCUAGGCAGCUAGGGAGAGCGAUGGAGUUCUCCCCGAUCCUGUUGUGAAAAACAUACGUUUUCCCAGUUUUUUAGUUUAAUUUUAUUUUUUUUCUGUUGUUUUUAAGAUAUCGAAUUUUUUUAUUACGUCCUUCAUGUUUGUUUUGUUGUAAAUCAUCGUCAUCAUCACCGGCCCAUAGUGAUUGUAAUGGAACAAGAAAAUAAAAUAUAUUUAUAUACAAAAAAAA
Musca domestica (house fly) is the source of this 3344-nucleotide messenger RNA. RefSeq names its product aminopeptidase N-like. The transcript is spliced from 6 exons. Gene Ontology annotation, biological process: peptide catabolic process; proteolysis. Lineage: Eukaryota; Metazoa; Arthropoda; Insecta; Diptera; Muscidae. Bases 303 to 3122 code for a protein of 939 amino acids. The record is from RefSeq and is a predicted model, not a curated record. Gene Ontology annotation, molecular function: peptide binding; metalloaminopeptidase activity; zinc ion binding. Gene Ontology annotation, cellular component: cytoplasm.